Messenger RNA from Pungitius pungitius (ninespine stickleback), 3883 nucleotides. It is a transcript of the gene lonp2, whose product is annotated as lon peptidase 2, peroxisomal. Gene Ontology annotation, cellular component: peroxisomal matrix. Gene Ontology annotation, biological process: protein quality control for misfolded or incompletely synthesized proteins; protein catabolic process; protein processing. NCBI's taxonomy places the organism in Eukaryota, Metazoa, Chordata, Actinopteri, Perciformes, Gasterosteidae. Gene Ontology annotation, molecular function: serine-type endopeptidase activity; ATP-dependent peptidase activity; ATP hydrolysis activity. The record is from RefSeq and is a predicted model, not a curated record. Bases 98 to 2620 code for a protein of 840 amino acids. The transcript has 17 exons.
GCUCAACUCCUUUCCGGCCCAUCUGACAGGCGUGAGUGUUUGUUUGCGGGAGAGUUGUGUCACGGACCGUGAUCUAGUUUCUAGAAAACGACGGACAAUGGCGUCCGGCGACGGAAUCCAGAUGCCGAGCCGACUCCCGCUGCUGCUGAGCCACGAAGCGGUUCUCCUCCCGGGCUCCAGCGCCAGGUUCACCGUGGACUCCCCGCGGAACAUGCAGCUGGUCAGCCAGCGGCUGCUGAGGGGCACGUCUCUGAAAAGCACCAUCAUAGGAGUCCUUCCCAACACCAGGGACCCACAGCACGACACCGACGGCCUACCCACCCUGCACAAGAUCGGUACGGCGGGGAUAGCCGUGCAGGUGGUGGGCAGCAACUGGCCGAAGCCCCACUACACCCUCCUCAUCACCGGAUUGUGUCGCUUCAGUGUGACCAGUCUGUUGAAGGAUCGACCCUUUGUCCUGGCAGAGGUGGAGCAGCUGGAUAAACUAGAGCAUUACACCACCCCAAUAACGGAGGGGGCCUCAUCCAGCGAGGGAGAGCUAGGGGAGCUGUCUCUCAAGUUCUACCAGGCAGCUGUACAGUUGCUAGGUAUGUUGGACAUGUCCGUUCCAGCGGUGGCCAAGUUCAGGCGUCUUCUGGACAGUCUGCCCAGGGAAGCUCUACCCGAUGUGGUAGCCUCCAUGAUCCGCACCUCAAACAAGGAGAAACUCCAGGUCCUGGAUGCGUUGACCUUGGAGGAGCGAUUUAAGAGAGCUCUACCCAUGUUGACCAGACAAAUAGAUGGACUGAAACUGCUGCAGAAAACCAGGAAGACAGGUCCCGAAAAUGAGAAGAGGGUGCGACCGGUGCGUAAAGGUGGAGUGGUCUCGGGUCGGCAGUUCAACCUGGAUGAGGAACCGGAAGACGAGGAUGGCGAUGACAUUGCAGCCUUGGAGAAGAAGGUCCACGGGGCCAAGAUGCCCGACGCCGCACUCAGAGUUUGCAUCAAAGAGCUCAAGAGAUUGAAGAAGAUGCCUCAGUCCAUGCCUGAGUUUUCCCUUACCAGAAACUACUUGGAUUUGAUGGUAGAGUUGCCAUGGAGCAAAAGCACCAAAGACUGCCUGGACAUCCAAGCUGCUCGCACCCUGUUGGACAACGACCACUACGCCAUGGACAAGCUGAAGAGACGCGUGCUGGAGUACCUCGCUGUUAGACAGCUGAAGACUUCUCUGAAGGGGCCGAUCAUUUGCUUUGUGGGGCCCCCGGGAGUCGGUAAGACCAGUGUGGGACGCUCCAUAGCCCGGACCCUGGGCAGAGAGUUUCACCGCAUCGCUCUAGGAGGCGUCUGUGACCAGUCGGACAUCCGUGGACACAGGCGCACGUAUGUGGGGAGCAUGCCUGGCCGCAUUAUCAACGGGUUGAAGACGGUCGCCGUGAAUAAUCCUGUGUUCCUCCUGGACGAGGUGGACAAGCUGGGGAAGAGCCUGCAGGGAGACCCCGCUGCCGCACUGCUGGAGGUCCUGGACCCAGAGCAGAACCACAGCUUCACGGACCAUUACCUCAACGUGGCCUUUGACCUCUCCCAAGUGCUCUUCAUUGCCACGGCCAACACCACGGCGACCAUUCCCCCCGCCCUGCUGGACAGGAUGGAGGUGCUGCAGGUACCAGGCUACACUAGGGAGGAGAAGGUGGAGAUAGCUCACCGUCAUCUGAUCCCAAACCAGUUGGAGCAGCAUGGAUUAACACCUCAGCAGCUGCAUAUACCACAGGACACCACGCAGGAUAUAAUCAGCAGCUACACCCGGGAGGCGGGCGUGCGUUCCCUGGAGAGGAAGUUUGGGGCGAUCUGCCGAGCGGUGGCGGUGAAAGUCGCCGAAGGUCACAGAGUCGCCACAACAGAUGUUUCCACCGCCGAGUGUCCGUCACAGCAGGGGGACAAGGCAGCCCCCCCGGAGAUGCCCAUAGUGAUCGACCACGUGGCCCUGAGGGACAUCCUGGGUCCUCCUGUGUUUGAAAUGGAGGUGUCUGAGAGGCUCACCCUGCCAGGUGUGGCUGUGGGUCUGGCCUGGACGCCCCUCGGUGGGGAGAUUCUGUUUGUGGAGGCCAGUCGAAUGGAGGGAGAAGGUCAGCUCACUCUGACCGGUCAGCUUGGAGACGUUAUGAAAGAAUCCGCCCAUCUGGCGAUCAGCUGGCUCAGAGCAAAUGCUAAAACCUACCAGCUGACCAACAUGGUGGGUGGCCCAGACCCGCUAGAAGGGACAGACAUCCAUCUCCACUUCCCAGCUGGAGCCGUCACCAAGGAUGGCCCCUCUGCAGGUGUUACCAUAGUAACGUGCCUAGCCUCGCUGUUUAGCGGCCGAUUGGUCCGAUCGGACGUCGCCAUGACGGGAGAGAUCACGCUGAGGGGGCUGGUGCUGCCGGUGGGCGGCAUCAAGGACAAGGUCCUGGCGGCCCACAGGGCGGGAGUGAAGCGCGUUAUCCUCCCGAAACGCAACAGCAAGGACCUGGAGGAGCUUCCAGCCAACAUCCGAGCCGACCUGGACUUCGUCACAGCCGCCAACCUGGACGAGGUGCUGAACGCCGCCUUUGACGGAGGGUUUCCAGGGGCGGGCCACACCCACACCCUGAGCAGCAAACUGUAACACACAGGACGGGCCCCUAGCUAGACCUGAAAGAGCAGUGAGUGGGUCGUCAGCGUGGACCUCUUGGAGUCAAAGGACUUUUGUAACUUUGUUCGCUCCUUGCUUUUAAGAUCUUUGCAUUCAAAGGAUUAUUUUCCUAUUGAACAGACAAUUUGAGACAAAUCAAGCUAAAGCACUUGGUUUGGGGGGGGUUACAGCCUUUCAGGGUGUUGGAGCGUCAGCAUCCGAUUUUAUAAACUUGAUCCCUAAUGGUUUGGUGUAAUGAGGGUGUUUACAAUGUGGAAUGUCUAAUGAGGACUAAUUUUUGACAGGUUGAAUUUAAAAAGAAGACAAAAUAGUACAUAUACACAAUCCAUUUGAAAUGAAGAUAAUUCAGAUCGGAGCACCGAUUUGGUGGAUGGGACAAAUGACACAAACGACUGCAAUCAUUUUGAUCAAUUCAGAAUGUAUCAGAUACCAACCUGAUCUAUGGGAUCAUUUUCUCUGGACUUUCUCUGUUCUUAAUGUGAAAGUAUCUCAAUCCAAAGCAUCGUGUGACGUAUGUAGAGACCAAAUUAAAACUAACAAGGCUCAUUGUAACUAUAUACACCAAUAAUAUUGCUAGUUGAAAUGAUUCUGCUUUGGGGAAAAAAAGUUUUUUUUUUCCUUCAACUUCUAAAAAGAUUACCUGCAUAUUGUUUUAGCUCUUGCUAACUAUGAAAUAAAGCAGCCCAAUCAGUUUGUGUGCUGCGUGAUUCAACAGCCACUCUGAUUUUUGUAUAUUUAUUGUAGAUAUAUAAUGCUUUCAGUCAUACCUAUUUGGCAGUACUGUGUACAUACUGUAAACCCUGCAGAUAUCUCUGCACAGAGGUCAAGCAGCCUCAAGUAAACACAACUGUUUCCUCCUGAAGUGCCGAUUCAUGCGUAGGUGUAAAACACUGUAGCAUUCGUUGUUGUAGUUUUUAAAGACAAACUUGAUAUACUAACCACUUUGUUUUUCUAAAAUAGGUCGUUUUAAAAAUGCUUAACAUUUUGAAAAUGUAAAGGGAGAAAUGAUCUAACGCUGAAAAAAAAGUGUGCCACAGAUGUGAUUCCUUUUUUGCCCCCUUCACCCUGUAGCGACGUAAUCUGAAACACCAGCGUGCAGCGUCUCUCUCUCUCUCUCACGCUUGUAUUCAGACAGCCAUGAAAUGAUUAAUGCAGGUUUGGCAGAACAUUUCCACAGCCGCAAAAACGCCAUCAGACGAGUGCUGUGCGUUCAGGUUUUACACCGACACUUUUACA